Molecule: messenger RNA, 7865 nt
Organism: Tachysurus fulvidraco (yellow catfish)
Lineage: Eukaryota; Metazoa; Chordata; Actinopteri; Siluriformes; Bagridae
Gene: ccdc88ab
Product: coiled-coil domain containing 88Ab
Exons: 32
Coding region: 623-6010 (1795 amino acids)
Biological process (GO): cytoskeleton-dependent intracellular transport; cytoplasmic microtubule organization
Cellular component (GO): centrosome; cytoplasm
Molecular function (GO): microtubule binding; dynein light intermediate chain binding
Source: RefSeq, a predicted model, not a curated record
CCCGGCAGACUGCAGUGUGCGUGUGUGCGCCAUUUGGGGAGCGCCGUCAUGGAAACGCGGGCAGGAAAUCAGCGCUGCCAAAAUCCCCAUUCCUGGGAUACUCAUUAAAACCAUUUUUUAAUAAAAGAAGCUUUCUGCUGGAAAUAAGAGACGACUGGAGACACACUCACACACACUCUGGGAUCAUCUGUGUGUAUCAAACCUGCUGGAUUUCUCACAUCUUAUUGUUGGUGGAUCUACUUCAUUUUUGUCGGGGUUUUUUUUUUCAACCCCCGACUUGUUUUCAGGACGUUUUCGGUCAUGUCCAGAAGCUUUGUUUACUCUUAAUCAGUAUUGAUGAUGUGUUUAAAUAGCAACACGACAUGUAGACGAGGAUAAACAAAGGAGAAGACGAGAUGUUCCAGCGUUUCUGCUCAUUUCUCACAGUGUGACUGACUGCAGGACGUUCUGCGUCUCUGUUGUGCGCUUCUUUAUUAUAGGGGAUUUUAUUAUAGAAGAGAAAUAAAAAUAAAAUGAGUUUUAUUAAAACGGAUUUGUUAAGCUGAGCUCUUUUUGGAGGUCGUGGAAAUCGUUUAGAAUUCCAUCUCGUUUUUAUUUUAUCUCGUUUUGUGUGUGUUUGUAAAUGGAGAAAAUGGACAGCGAGGUAUUCACACCUCAGCUUGAGCAAUUUCUGCUCACUCCUCUGGUGGCAUGGGUGAAAACGGUGGUCCGGCCAAGCCAGAGCGACCAAAGCAGUCUUUCCCUGUACAUGGAGUUAGUGGAUGGUUGCUACCUCAACGAGGUCAUGCUGAGGAUAAAUCCCAAAGCUUCCAGCCAGAGAGUGAACACGAAAGUGAACAAUGACGCAGUGCUGCGUGUCCAGAAUCUGUCCAUCCUCAUACGCCACAUCAAAACAUACUAUCAGGAGACCCUGCAGCAGCUGGUAAUGAUGCCUUUGCCCAACGUGCUGGUGCUCGGCAGAACCCCGCUCACCGAGCAAGGCCUGGCUGAGGUGAAGAAACUGCUCCUGCUGCUGCUCGGGUGUGCUGUUCAGUGCGAGGAAAAGGAGGAGUACAUCGACAGGAUCCAGACGCUGGAUUUUGACACGAAAGCGGCCAUCGCGUCUCACAUUCAGGAGGUCACUCACGAUCAAGAGAAUGUUCUGGACAUUCAGUGGCUUGAAGGGAGCGAAUCUCCACCUGAGGACCUGGACUCGCUUUCCAGAAACCUGGCCUUCCAUCUCAGACGCCUGGUGGAUGAGAGAGAUGAGCAGCUGGAGACGAUCGUGGAGCUGACCCAGGAGAGAGACUGCGGUCAGUGUGCCCCUCCUCCUCCUCUGCCUCCCUGCACCCAGUCCCCCGGUGACUCGCCCAACAUGCGGCGCACCGAGAGCAGGCAGCACCUCAGUGUGGAGCUGGCAGACGCCAAGGCCAAGAUCCGACGCCUCCGCCAGGAGCUUGAAGAGAAAAGCGAGCAGUUACUGGACUGCAGACAGGAGCUGGAGAACCUGGAGAAGGAGCUGAAGAGGAUCCAGCAGGAGAACCAGCAGCUGCUGUCUGAGGCGCGCUCUGCGAGGGCGUACCGCGACGAGCUGGAUGCUCUGAGGGAGAAGGCCAUCCGGGUGGACAAGCUGGAGAGCGAAGUGAGCCGUUACAAAGAAAGACUCCACGACAUCGAGUUCUACAAAGCCAGAGUCGAGGAGCUGAAGGAGGACAAUCAGAUCCUGCUGGAGACCAAGACUAUGUUGGAGGACCAGCUGGAAGGUUCUAGGGCUCGUUCAGAUAAACUACACGAGCUCGAGAAGGAGAACCUGCAGUUCAAAGCCAAGAUCCAUGACAUGGAGAUGGAGCGAGACAUGGACAGGAAGCGUAUCGAGGAGCUGAUGGAGGAGAACCUGACGCUGGAGAUGGCUCAGAAACAGAGCAUGGACGAGUCUCUGCACCUCGGAUGGGAGCUGGAGCAGCUUUCCAAAACCACACCCGAGGUCACAGAGGUUCCUCAGAAGUCUCUGGGCCACGAGGUGAAUGAGCUGACAUCCAGCCGCCUCCUGAAGCUAGAGAUGGAGAACCAGGCGCUACUGAAGACGGUGGAGGAGCUGAAGGGUCGCGGUGAGGCCGAAACACGCCUCCUCAAGGCUGAAAAGGAGAACCAGAGACUCAGCCUGAAGCUGGAGCAGCUGGAGAACGAGGCGCAGUCGGACAGGGAGAGUCUGCGCGGUGCCGAGACCCUGAGCUCGGACCUGAUGAAGGAGAAAGCUCAGCUACAGAAAACCAUGGAGACUCUGAGGGAGAACCUGGAGAGACAGGUGAAGGGGCUUGAGCAGGAGAACAAGCACUUAAACCAGACCAUCAUGUCCCUCAGGCAGCGCUCUCAGGUCAGCGCUGAAGCCCGGGUCAAAGACAUAGAGAAGGAGAACCGCGUCCUACACGAGUCCAUCAAAGAGACCAGCGGCAAGCUCAACAAGCUCGAGUUCGAGCGCAAGCAGCUCCGUAAAGACAUGGAGUACUACCAGGAGAAAGCUGAGAAGACAGAAGAGCUUGAGACGGAGGUCCAGCGCAUGGAACGCGAGAACGAGGGUCUGCAAAAACGCGUGGCAAGCCUCGGGAUCACCUGCGAGAAGGUGGACGCCUUGGAAAAGGAGAACGCUGAGCUGGAGGCGGAGAGCAGAAGGUUGAAGAAGAAGAUCGAUGGGUUGAGGAACGCAGCCCUGCAGCUGGAAGCAUUAGAGAAAGAGAAUGCCCAGCUGGAGGAGGAGAACCUGGAACUGCGGCGUACAGCUGAGAGUCUGAGAUCCGCGGGAGCCAAAGCCGCUCGACUGGACCAGGAGAACCGAGAGCUGGAGAGCGAGAAGAAUCAGAUGCAAAGAAACCUGGAGCUUCUGAAAGCUUCAUCCAAGAAAACCGAACGCCUUGAACUCAGCUACCAAGGUCUGGACUCUGAGAACCAGCGGCUCCAGAAAGCUCUGGAGAAUAGCAGGCGUAAAAUCCAACAGCUGGAAGGAGAGCUCCAGGACCUGGAGAGCGAGAACCAGAGCCUUCAGAGAAACCUGGAGGAGCUGAAGAUCUCCAGCAAGCGUCUAGAGCAACUGGAAAAAGAGAACAAAGUGCUGGAGCAGGAGAGCUCACAGCUGGAGAAAGACAAGAAGCAGCUGGAGAAGGAGAACAAGCGCCUAAGGCAGCAGGCUGAAAUCAGAGACUCCAAACUAGACGAGGACGGCCAGAGGAUCUCGCAGCUGGAGAAGGAAAACCGUGCGAUGAGCAAAGAAGUCAGCACCCUGCAGGAUUCCUAUAACCGUGUCAAAGAUCUCGAGAGGGACAACAAGGAGCUGGUAAAGCAAGCCACCAUUGACAAGAAGACACUGGUCACACUCCGAGAGGAGCUGGUGAGCGAGAAACUGAAGAGUCAGCAGACGAGUAACGAUCUGGAAAAGCUGACACACGAGCUGGAGAAGAUGGGCCUGAAUAAAGAAGGGCUGCUUCAUGAUGAACAGAGCUCUGCUGCAAGGUUCAAGCUGCUCGAGUCGAAGCUGGAGUCCACGCUGAAGUCCUCUCUGGAGAUUAAAGAGGAGAAGAUCGCCGCCCUGGAGGCCAGAUUGCAGGAGUCUUCCAACCUUAACCAGCAGCUCCGACAGGAACUCAAAACAGUGAAGAAGAACUACGAGGCUCUUCGUCAGAGGGAAGAGGAGGAGCGCAUGGUGAACAGCUCGCCCUCUAGAGGAGGGGAGGACUCGCAGAGCGUCAGGAAGUGGGAAAAGGAAAGUCACGAAGCCACUCGAGAGCUGCUGAAGGUCAAAGAUCGACUCAUAGAGGUGGAGAGGAACAAUGCCACUCUUCAGGCGGAGAAGCAGGCGCUGCGUACACAGCUGAAGCAGUUGGAGACUCAGAGCAAUAACCUCCAGGCUCAGAUCCUGGCGCUGCAGAGACAAGCAGCCUCACUGCAGGAGAACAACACGGCACUACAGACUCAGAACGCUAAACUCCAGGUGGAAAACUCGACGCUGAACUCUCAGAGCGCGGCGCUCGUAGCUCAGAACACUCAGCUACAGAGUCAGCAGUGCAGCGCAGAGAGCGAGCGAGACGGCGCGGUGCGGGAACGUGAGGAGCAGCGAUCCACCUACGAGCUUCUGCUGAGGGAUUACGAGAAGCUAACGGCUCUGCACGAGCGCCAGGCGGCCGAGUACGAGGCUCUGAUCGGCAAACACGGAGGGUUGAAGAGCGCACACAAGAGCCUGGAAGUGCAGCACCGAGACCUGGAGGACAGAUACAACCAGCUGCUAAAGCAGAAGGCACAGCUGGAGGAGCUGGAGAAGGUUUUGAAGGCCGAGCAGGAGAAGAUGUUGUCGGAGAACCAGAGCCACCAGGCCACAGCGGCCGAGUAUCACAAGCUGAAGGAAGAAAACGACAAGUUGAACACGACGUACCAACAGCUGCUGAAAGAUAACGAGGGUCUGCAAGCCGACCACAAGAACCUAAAGAGCCAGCUGAACGCCGCUAAACUGGAGCAGACGCGCCUGGAGGCCGAGUUCUCCAAGCUGAAGGAACAGUACCAACAGCUGGAUAUCACCUCCACCAAACUCACCAACCAGUGUGAGUUGCUGAGUCAGCUGAAAGGGAAUCUGGAAGAAGAGAACCGUCACCUGCUGGACCAGAUCCAGACCCUGAUGCUGCAGAACCGGACCCUUCUGGAGCAGACCAUGGAGAGCAAAGACCUGUUCCACGUGGAGCAGAGACAGUACAUAGACAAACUAAACGAGCUGAGGAGACAGAAGGAGAAGUUGGAGGAGAAGAUCAUGGAUCAGUAUAAAUUCUAUGACCCCUCACCCCCCAGGAGAAGGGGCAACUGGAUCACGCUGAAGAUGAAGAAGCUGAUCAAGCCGAAGAGCCGCGAACGAAUGCGUUCCCUCACCCUCACGCCGUGCCGCUCCGAGUCCAGCGACGGCUUCCUGGCGGCUCCUCAGGACAGUCAAGACAGCUCGUCCAUGGGCUCCGGGUCACUCGAUGACCCUCUGAGUCAGAAGAGGAGCGGCAGGAGGAGAGCACAGCAUAGCAAUGUGCAAGGUUCCUCCAAUGCACUGAAAAAGCUGCCCUUUAUGAGGAACAGGUCCAAGGACAAAGACAAAGUGAAGGCCAUCUAUCGGCGCUCCAUGUCGAUGAACGAUCUGCUGCAGUCCAUGGCGUUGGCUGGUGCUGGUCAGUGGAGCGGAAGUACGGAUCACCUGGAGGCCCCUGAGGACCCGGUGUGUGCGGGUGGGAGCCAGAGAAUGAAGGAGCUGGCGUACUCCACAACGGCCAUCGACUACACCACCCUCAGCAACAAGCACAAGCUCAAGAACAAAGAUAACGUCUCCUGCGAGGACGUCACUCCAACCUCUUCAGACGAGCAGAGUGGCGUUCGAAGCCAAGGUGCGCUGAACGGCAGCGUGAGCCGACCUCAGAGCGAGAGCAGUGGGGAGUUCAGCCUCAGUCUGGACGCAGAGGUUUGGUCAAGCGAAAGCAGCCCGGUGCAGAGGUCAGGGCAACACAGCCAGAGGAGGAGGAGGAGCAGCUCUCACGCCAACGAGUCUGGCAGCCAGGACAACAUGAGCGCAGAAUCUCCACGUCUAACCAGAGCGUCUGAUCCUGUGCAGAAGGAGCGCACAAAGGGGCGGGGAAUCCUGCGGUCUGCCAGCGGAAAGGCCACGCCCACCGAGCCCAAAGCAGGCCGGCCGAGCCUGCGUAAGGCCGAGAGCACUCGGGUGAAAGGCCCCAGUCAGCCCAGGUUAGGCCUGAGUGCUCAGGCAAAAGCAACAUCUGUGUGCGAGCGCCUGGACGCCUCGUCCUCUUCCUCCGGUCUUCCUCGUGCCAGCAGUGUCAUCUCCACAGCCGAGGGCAGCACGCGCCGCUCCAGCGUCCACGACAUGCUGGCCAAGGACGCACGCGAGCCUGUCUCUGUGGAUCCGUCGCCGUCGAAGAGUCAGGCCGCAUCCAAUGUGGAAACAUUGCACCAGCGCAGGAAAUCCAAAAGCCGAUCUGGAGAACAGCAAAGCUCUUAAAGUGUUAGCGUUUCCCGAGCCGGAGGGGGUGAGUGUCCGGGUGCAGGACGUGGGGGGAGGGGACGAGGGCAAACGGAGCAGAUGUCCGAGCAGCAGGCUCAGGGGUUGACGAUGGAUCCUGGUCUGCAUGGUUCACUGAGUGUGGUGCUUUCGUUCUCGCUCACAUUCCCUGGGUUUUUAUUGUUCCUCCAUCUCGCUGUUUCACUGCUGCAUGCUGGGGCUCGAAGCUCCUGGUGAAAACAUCUCGUCACCUCUUGGAUUUCUUCUGAGCUUCUCUCUCUUCGUCGCUUCCUCACACAGAACUUUACACUUUAGCUUUUUUUAAAAGGAGAUCCACAUCGUUGCUUCUGUAUUAAAACAAAUCGUGUUUUUCCUUGAAUCAAGGAAAUGCGAGCGGGUCGAAGUGUUGCUCCUUUUUUUUUUUUUCUUCAUCUUCGAAUUAAUGCGUGACUCUCAAUCAUCUGCUGGUGGACUUUUCUUUGUCCAGACUCCCAUCACAUCGCGCAUGCUCCAAAAUCCAACAACAUCCUGCUUCCCGACUCACCCGCGUGGAACAAAGUGGACGAGAGAAAUUCAAAGCACAAGCAUCGAAGUUUGUCUGUGUGUCCGUGUGUGUGUGCGCGCACGUGUAGGACUACUGACGCCACUCAGACCUGCCAUUGACUUUCCUUUACAAACUUUUACAUAAAUGCAUUUGAUGUUAGAAAACAAACCUGUGUGUGUGUGUGUUCCUUCACGCCGCCGGUCAGACACACGUUCACACCUUUUACUCACAAACCGAUGACUGUAAACGUUCAAAAUACACAAAUACAUCUGUACCUUCAUUUGCCUCAUUGCUAGCUUUACAUUUGUUUUUUAUACUUCUACGUGAUUUAAGACAGGAAAGUGUUCUCAUUUUAAUUAAAAAUAUCGACUUCGUAUCAUAAACGACAAACGGUGCAUUCUUCCUCCUUCACAAACACUUUCAUUCGUCUUCCAUUUCAUUUCUGUCCUAGAGCAGCAUCUUUUAUUCCUCUUACGCGACAAGCCGCUUUCCAACGAUUACAAUUUUAUUACGAUUUUUAUAUCCGUGUUUUUUUUUUUGUUUGUUUUUUUUAUCUUAAUCCAUUUAUGAUUACGAAUAACAUCACGGAAAGCCACAAAACUGGAUAUAACUCUAUAGCAGCAAUAAACGGUUCAACGGAUCCGUUUUUUUUUCUUUUAGUUAUUAAGACAAAAGAAAACGUGGCUUUUUGUUUCAAAGCUCCGUCUUUUUGUGUUUAUUAAAAGUACAAAGAUACAGAAGAAAAAAAAACUUUAUCCUUAUAUUUUAGUAAAAACAUUCAAAAUUGGGAUUUUCAUUCAACUUUAUAACUUUCUGCUGAGUAAAUGUGUUUUAUCUGUAUAAAAAGUCCCGCCCACCUGUUUUGAUUGACAGGUCAAUCUAUCUCUGCAGAUUCGAUGGGUCGCUGCUGUCCGGCGACGGAAAACUGAAUAAAACUUAGCAGAUUUUGUGUUUAAGGGAAACUUUGUGCUAAAAGUAUUUAAUAGGUUAGAAAGUUGCGUGUCGAUUUCACGCGGAUGAUGAAGCGUUUUACUUUCUGCACUUUAUCAUCUUUGUUAAACACUGAAACAUGAACACGCUCACGUCUAAAGCCAGUGUAAGAAAUUAAAAGAUUUUAUUAUUGUCCUUUUUAAUAAUAAUAAUAAUAAUAAUAAUAAUAAUAAUAAACCUUUGCUUUAAAUCUUUGCCCCCUGGUCAGGAAAUAAUGGUGAAGAGUUUCAAAGUGUUGUGUUUUUUAUUGAUGUCUCACUGCUGAACUGUUAUUUGUACAAUAAAAACAUCCUGGACAUGUUUCCUGUCAUUGACCUACAA